GCAGAUACACGGCGAUUCUGAAAGAGAUAGGACCUCCGCAUAGCGCUGUUAGUUAAAGAAAUAUUUUUGGACAUAUUUUAAGAUAUAACUUUUAAACCGCGCAGUUUUACGGAAUCAAACUUUUGGCUCGGUGUUUAAUUAAAAGGGACGAAAUUGAAAUUCAUAUCAGGACACAAAAAAAUUAAAAAAAACUUUUCUAUUAAAAUUUAAAUUUUGUGACGGAUAUCAAACAAUCUAUUAACUACAAGAAAUUUCGUUUCGUUUAUUUUACCUUCCUAUUUCGUGAAGGUAGACUUAUUGAGCAAAGAAAGGACUUUGCGAUAAGUGCAGUUUCUUUUUAAAGUAAAGGACCAAUUUACGAAUUAACCUUUUCAGGUUAAAAGGAGAAAUGUGCAAUAUGGCGAAAUACGUGAUCGGUUGUCUGUUCUGCGCGAGUUUGUCUCUGAUUUUGGGAGCUCCAGUAAGCAAAGAAAAUUUUGAUGAAAUCAAAGCCGCCUUAAAGUCUAAACUUCAGUCACAAGAACAAGCUCUGGAAUCGUUAUCGUCAGCGGGCACCGGUACACCACAAGGUGUUGAGUAUUCAAAUUCUAAAUCAUAUUCGUAUACAAACGUCAAUGGCGUGCAACAUCAAGACACACAGGCAGAAGAAAAAGUUUCAGACCCACAAAAUCAACACAUUAUAUCCGACUUAAAGGAACAAUUGACAGAGCAUCAGUCCGCAGACGAUUCCAAACCGCAGACGAGUUUUAAAGCUGCUUUAGACAUUCCAGAUGAGGGUAUUCACAAGGUGAUCACAGACGGGAAAGUGAGCGACGACUCUCAACCAGGCCAGGAGUACAAUGAAGCCAAAGACGCGCUAGACUUCACACCACGGGUUGUAGCCGAGUAUUUAUACAAGACAGGAGAAACAGAGGAGUUCCAAAACCUCUUGAAUGACCUCGUUCAGGCGUCUGAGAUAUCCGCAGAUGAGGCAGAACAAUACGAGAUGGCCGUUAUGGAUGAAUUAUAUAAACUAGAACAAGAGCAAAGUACAAUGGAUGUUGCGCCCUCUUAUAACUCAUUCUACCCGCCUGGUUACGGAAUGGAUCGGGAACAGCCGAUGGUUCCGGUUUACGGAGGGAUGCAGGGUCCACGUGACAUUUAUCCACUGUACGGUUUCGGCCAAUCAGGACCCGCAACUGCCACUGAGGAUGAAAACAACUACAUUAACUUCUUAAUGAACAAACCAGUCACCCUGGACGAAAUGAUCAACUCCCUCAUGAACCAGUGGCUUACGAGAGCAAUUGAAACUGAUCCCGAGGCCGAGGAAAUCUUAAACAACAUCGUCGAUUUUGUAUCCCAAGAUGACAAUCCUAACGAUGAAGCUCAAGUCAAGGCCAUAUUAGGUGACAUUUUUGCCGAAGCACUUCUCGAAGAUCUUACACCUCGCAUUGAGCCACAAGACAUUAACCUUGGAUCUGAACCCGUUUCCGCACCGAUUGUAGAGGAAGCUGGUGUCGGAGAUAAGGCAGAAGAGCAGACAGAUGGCGCGAAUGAUAUCACUCCCGUUUCCGGAGACCAGAGAGUUGAUGAACAAGUACAUCAGGAUAAUACAGAAAUACUAGAUGAAUCGCAAAAAAUGAAAAUGUGAGGAAUGAAUGACAAAUCAGCUUUCAUCUCAACGUGAUGGUGUUGGAAAAAUACUUCACGAUAGUUGUACGUUAUGAAAGGACAAUCAAAACACGUUUAAGUCUCCUGUGGUUAGAGCCUUCUUUGAUCUAUAACAUCCUAUUAUUUUAAGGACUCGUUGUUAAAGGUCCUUGGGUUAAGUCCUUUGGUAUGAACCUUCGUUGGUUUCAGCAUUUGUUUCGUUAAAUCUUUCUUUGGUUUAAGUAUUUUUGGAUUAAAAUUUUCUAUAUCAGAAGGCCUUGGGUAAAACCUUUUGUCUUAAGCCUACUUUGGCUUAACAUUUCCGUAUUUUAAGCCUUCUUAGGUUUAACACCUUUGAUUCGAACCUUCUUUAGUUUAAUUAUUAUAUGCUUUAAGCACUUCACUAUCUUUGCCUUAUGCAUUUUGGCUUAAGCAGUUUCUAAAGUGCUUUUUUUGGCCCAUAUCUUUUCCGGUUUAGGUCUCCUUUGAUUAAACCUCUUUGUCCAGAGCCUUGUUUGGUUGAACUAUUCUUUGGAACUAGCGGUGUUUUGUUGCAUACUAUAUAUAAGUGUGUUUAUAUUUUCUAACUCCUUCGUGGAAUAAUCUUGGUUGAUGAUAAUGUAAAAUACAUACAAUAUCAUAGCAAAACAUGUACAGGACGCUGUUACAUAGAGAAAGCCGACAGAAAAUGUGUUAAAUAGAGCCUUUGUAUAGAGUGUACAUAUAUCACCUUCGUGUUUUAUAUUUUCGCCUAUGCUGAUAUGAUUAUUUUCAUUUUCUAAGUUCAUGUUUUCCCUUUUCAUCUGAAAUAUUUUGAAAAAAAAACAACACUUUUGUAUCAAACAUGUAUUUUUGUUACUUUUACAAACUAUUCUGUGCAUAAAUUAAUCUAACUAAUUAUUUUUUUAUUGCUAAGUGAAAAUUGUUGAUUGUUUUAUAAUUUUUAUAAAAAAACUAAUUACUACUUACAGAAACCUACUUUAAUGUAAAUGGUUCCGGUUUCGACAAGUUUUACUCUGAUGUUGACUGGUUUGUUCCAUUUGAAAGUGUUAAUGUGGGAAAUUUCGUCAACUCAUAUUAUUUUCACAUUUUGCUUUGACAAUGCUUAUCAUUAUCGAUAUUUAUAGCAGACGAGACUACAAAAUUUAUCUUGGUUACCAGACAUUCAAAUAAUUUACUCAUUAUAUCCGAACUGUUGAUAUUUAGUCAGCGUAUGUAUGUAUGGUUUGUUAUAUGAACACUUUGGAAUGGUGCUUAAAAGUAGGAGUAUAUUUAUUUUGAAAACAUGUACACAAUUAUUGUUUUCGUCAAAACUUUGUGUUAAAGGGAGGCGACUCUUGCAAAAUUUGCUGAAUAAAGGUGUUAGGCUCGCUCGUUAUUAAGUACUACGCCAAAGGCUCAUUGCUAUGAUGUCCUUGCUAUCACACUCUUUGAUGUACCUGAAUGCAGACUUGUUCGAAUGAUUUUCUCACUGUGCUCAUUCGUAUAUUAAAACGUUGAAAAAAAUACAAAAUAAUUCAUUACUUUUCCAUUUGCAAGUGUGAGAUUUUAUCAAAGUGCGCGUGUUUUUAUGAUUCGUAAUAUGUGACGUCAUUUUUUGAAGAAGUAUUUUUUGAUAUGAAAAUAAUUGGUUACAAGUUAAUGAUAUUAAAUGCAUGCCGAUAAUUAGUAAUGGUUCUAUCUUUAUGACGUCACGUAUUACGUAUGCAACGUCUGUGAUAUCCUGAUUACUUGUUAAAGAGAGACUUUAUUUUAUCUUUGUUGUAUGUAAAAUAUUACUUUAAUAUUUAGACAGUCAGCCAAAAUUAUUAGAAACUAAAUGUAUGCUAAUACCUUUUCUAUAAUUUUAAAGCUAUGUGUGAUCGUAAGAACACGGUUAUUCUUCUCAAAGAGAUAAGAUUAGAAAUAUAUAUUCAUAUUUAAACAAAGUUUAUUACAAAUAUUGUAUUUUCAGAUAUAAUUCGCAAAAUACUUUCAUAUGUGUUAUUUUAUUGAUUCUAAGAAAUUGUACAUACCAUGUUAUACUUAAGUAUUUUUGUCAUUAAAAGUCCAAAAAAUAUGUUAUUCAAUUUUAAAUACAUUUUCUUUAUUGUGUUCCACUAUGCUAAACUUCUUAACUACUACAUAGUAUCUUCCUUGUUUACAUUGGCAUUGGCUAAAUGUGGUAUGUUUCUCCGUUUGCCAAGUAAAAGUAAUUUUCGGAUAAAUAUGAAAAAUUAUUACUCACACAAAAACACAUUGCUUUGACUGAAAUUUUCUGCCUCCAAUUUUCUUUCUGUAAUCAGAUAAUCACAAACAGACAAGUCAUUGGCUUGAAAUAAUGUUUUCUUAAGAAAUGUAUUUUAAUAGUUGAUGACUGAAUCGUAUUCUUCAAUUGGAAAUGACAUUUUACUGAUUCAAUCUCUUCAAAAUAUUGUAAAAUUAGAUAACAUAUUUUUUUACAUAUAGUGUUAUUUCAAUCAAUGUGAUAAGAGCAAAACUAUCUAUUAACAAUAGUUAAAUUUGACAUUGUUUCGAGGAACAUGAAACGUCAGAUUUACCCUGAAAAAAGUGAAUUGGACUUCCAUUAUGAAAACAUUGACCUUAAGCCUUUUUUCUUGCUACCUCAACUACAACUAGCUGGCCUAUGUUUAGGAAUUGUUUCAUUUCAUCAGUCAUAUGAAUUGUUAUGAACUGUAAUCUUAAAACGACAGCACUUGUUGAUAACAUAAUAUGGAUUGAAUUUGAUUUUUGAUAAAUAUAAAAAGCAUCAAACGUGUUAUAAGAUCACUUGUCGUGGAAAUAAAUUCCUUUUUGACAACA
Messenger RNA from Mya arenaria, 4431 nucleotides. RefSeq lists its product as uncharacterized. The transcript is spliced from 12 exons. The record is from RefSeq and is a predicted model, not a curated record. The coding region runs from base 389 to 1630 and encodes 413 amino acids. NCBI's taxonomy places the organism in Eukaryota, Metazoa, Mollusca, Bivalvia, Myida, Myidae.